Messenger RNA from Eupeodes corollae, 1127 nucleotides. RefSeq names its product procathepsin L. NCBI's taxonomy places the organism in Eukaryota, Metazoa, Arthropoda, Insecta, Diptera, Syrphidae. Gene Ontology annotation, molecular function: cysteine-type endopeptidase activity. Gene Ontology annotation, cellular component: lysosome. The record is from RefSeq and is a predicted model, not a curated record. The transcript has 6 exons. The coding region runs from base 100 to 1113 and encodes 337 amino acids.
UGCAGCACAAUUUUAUUUUUGUGCGCUGCCGUACUUAGUGUCGUAGGUUUUGUUUCGAAAUCAACAACAACUGAUACUCUUCGUGUACGACUGUUUACAAUGUCUUUUAAAUUGUUGUAUGUCUUGACGGGGGUGUUAGUUUCAGUUCACUUAACAAUAGGAUUCCUUGAAGAAGAUGGUCGAGUGAUUGAAUUCGAUAGUUUUGAUGAAUUUAAGGGUCAUAGAAAUAAGACAUAUGCUCAUUCCUAUGACGAAUUCCGUGGACGCAUAGCCUAUCAAAAAAAUUUAAAAACUAUUCGAGAGCACAAUGACUUGUAUAAAAGUGGAAAGAAGUCAUACCGUUUGAGGGCAAACAAUCUAGCCGACUUGAACAGUGGUUCGUAUUUGAAACAGUUUCUCAGAUUAGUAAAAAGUAGACGUUUCGAUGCGCUUGACUUUAUUUCGGACAUUGUUGGAUCACCUCUCAUGGAUAGUACCCCUGAAAGUUUAGAUUGGAGGGAGAAAGGCUUUGUCACAAAGUCAAAUAAUCAGGGAACAUGUGGAUCAUGCUAUGCCUACAGCAUUGCCCAAAGCAUUGAAGGCCAAGUCUUCAAAAGAACUGGGAAAAUAUUAAGCUUAAGCCCCCAGCAAAUUGUUGAUUGCAGUGUAAAAUUUGGUAAUCAAGGUUGUACUGGUGGAUCUUUGCGUAAUACCUUAAGAUAUCUUGAAGCUACUGGAGGUAUAAUGAGAUCAAAUGAUUACAAAUAUACAGGAAAAAAAGGCAAAUGUCAAUUUGUGCCAGAAUUAGCGGUUGUUAAUGUCACGUCUUGGGCAAUAAUGCCAACAAAAGAUGAGAAAGCAAUUCAAGCAGCGGUUGCUCAUAUUGGACCAGUAGCUGUUUCUAUUAAUGCAGCACCAAGAACAUUCCAACUUUAUAGUGACGGCAUAUAUGAUGAUGAAGAUUGCUCAUCUGGAUCCGUUAACCAUGCGAUGCUUGUGGUAGGCUAUGGACGAGAUUAUUGGAUUCUCAAAAACUGGUGGGGUGACCAAUGGGGCGAGGAUGGUUACAUGCGAAUACGGAAGGGUAGAAAUGUUUGCGGAAUAGCCAAUUAUGCAGCAUAUUCAGUUGUUUGAAACACAAAUAACCG